CCCCUGGUUUUGGUUUUGGGUCCGUGCGCCGGAGUUCUGGAAACAGCUGGAAGUAUCUGGAUCUCACCUUUGCGGGGGACAGGUGGAGGCGGGGGUCAGUGACUUGGUGUGAGAGCUGACCCGUUGGAGAUGUCUGAAUGAUUGGAUUGGCAGUCACUUUCAGCUCUUUGGUGGACUGUUUAUUUUAGUAGUUGGCUUUAUUGAUCUGAAGAAAAUUCCUGAAGUGUAAUUUUUCAAAACCACCUUUGCACCGUGCGGCAUUUGUUGAAAAAAUGUUUGGGAGACUGACUCUUCCACAACUGCUUUUUGCUAGCUUCCUUGGAAUUGCUGGAGGAAUAUAUAUUUAUCAACCAAUAUUUGAACAGUAUUCCAGAGAUCAGAAGGAAUUAAAAGAAAAGUUGAAAUUGGCACAGGAAUCAAAAGAGAAGAAAAGUUAAUACUGCAUGGAGUUGAACUGUAAAGUAAUUGCUUAAAGUUCCAUUGAAGUUCUACAUUGACUACAAAUAGUGUAGUAAAAACUUCUCAAAUAUAUUUUAAACAUAAAUAAAUGAUAGAUGAUGAUUUUUAAAACUAGCACUGUCAAUCUUAAUGUUUACUGUACUUUUAUUUUCCAUUUUUCGUGUUUUCACCAGGAUAGAUUAGUAAUUUUCUUUUAAGCAAAAUGAAUGUCUUAAGGAAUAUUUUGUUUCCUAGUCAAGAUUUACGUUUUUAGGAAUGAGGCAUAUACAGUACCAUGGAAUGACAGUCUAGACUGGGAAUGGUGUUUAUAAUGGUGUUUGUAGAUGAAGUGAACCAAGUUAACCACCUCAGACAGAAUGCCCCUCAGUUAGCUUACAGUUCGCCUGGUUUAAUAUACUUCAGCACUCUUUUAACCCCAGCCCUUUCUCAUCCUAGGCAGAAUAGAGGAGUAAUUUGAGAAUUGGGGUGGCUCAGAUCAAAUGAGGUUUUAGAGAGGGUGUAUGGUGUUAUAUAAGGUGGCAAAUAUGACACAGAUCUGUUUAACUCACUAAGUAAAUUUGCAUUAAUGAUGGUAGUUAGAGGAGUUAAUUUGUUAUGAAGCUAUUAUUCAUAUAGUUAAAGGGUUUUUUUUUUAAAUUGCUAAGAACCGAUGCUACUUUUUAACCUAAUGAUCUUAAACUUGUAUUUUCAGUGAGAGCUACAAAUGUAAUCCUAUAUGUACAAAGUGCUUUUUUUAAACUAAACUCAUUUUUAAAAAAUAAACUCAUUUUUAUUAUUGCUUUC
This is a messenger RNA of Pteropus alecto (black flying fox), 1242 nucleotides long. It is a transcript of the gene PIGBOS1, whose product is annotated as PIGB opposite strand 1. The record is from RefSeq and is a predicted model, not a curated record. NCBI's taxonomy places the organism in Eukaryota, Metazoa, Chordata, Mammalia, Chiroptera, Pteropodidae. The transcript has 3 exons. The coding region runs from base 273 to 437 and encodes 54 amino acids.